This is a messenger RNA of Rhododendron vialii, 3083 nucleotides long. RefSeq names its product glucan endo-1,3-beta-glucosidase 11-like. Gene Ontology annotation, biological process: carbohydrate metabolic process. Gene Ontology annotation, cellular component: plasma membrane. Lineage: Eukaryota; Viridiplantae; Streptophyta; Magnoliopsida; Ericales; Ericaceae. Gene Ontology annotation, molecular function: hydrolase activity, hydrolyzing O-glycosyl compounds. The record is from RefSeq and is a predicted model, not a curated record. The transcript is spliced from 2 exons. The coding region runs from base 240 to 1592 and encodes 450 amino acids.
AGAAGUAAAACUGUCGUCGACAUUCAUAUUCAUUAGCCACCCAACCCAACAGUACAGAUAUCUUCUCACCGGCCAGGCCACCUAAUCCUUUUGUCCCCAUCACAGUACACUGUCACUAGUAACUAGUAACACAAUAUCCCACUCCUACUCCCCUCCUCCUCUCUCACAUCUCUCUCUCUCUCUCUCUCUCUCUCGAUCCCCAACCAUCUCCACUCACUUCUCACCCUUCCAUUUCUCCCAUGGAGUACUCCAACAGACUCCACUCUCCUCCUUCCAUCCUUCUCUUCAUCUCAGGGAUCCUGUUUCCGGCAAUGGUGGCUGCAAUGGGCAUCAACUACGGCCAGAUAGCGAACAACCUCCCGUCCCCCGAAAACGUAGUCCCCCUCGUCAAAUCCAUCGGCGCAAGCAGAGUCAAGCUCUACGACGCAGAUCCGCGCGUCCUCAAGGCAUUUGCCAACACCAACGUCGAGUUCAUCGUCGGACUCGGCAACGAGUACUUAUCCAAGGUCAAAGACCCCGCCUCCGCCUUGUCCUGGGUCAAAACCAACGUCCAAGCCUACCUCCCCGCCACUAAAAUCACCUGCAUCGCCGUCGGAAACGAAGUCCUAACCUUCAACGACUCGUCCCUGACCGGCAACCUACUCCCCGCCAUGAACAGCGUCCACGCCGCGCUAGUUAGCCUCAAUUUGGACAAACAAGUUACCGUAACCACCGCUCACCAGUUAGGCGUCCUCGAGACGUCGUAUCCGCCGUCAUCUGGAAGCUUCCGUCGGGAUCUGAAGGGAUGUAUUACACAGAUCUUGGAUUUCCAUGUCAAAACCAGUUCUUCUUUCCUCAUCAAUGCGUAUCCUUACUUCGCUUACAAGUCCAAUCCGAAGCAAAUCCCGAUCGACUUCGUCCUGUUCCAGCCUAACUCGGGGAUAGUAGAUCCCGCCACGAACUUCCACUACGACAACAUGCUGUUCGCUCAGAUCGACGCCGUGUACUACGCUCUGGCCUCGGUUGGUUACAAGAACAAGCUGUCCGUGCAGAUCUCGGAGACCGGAUGGCCGUCGAAGGGAGACUCGGACGAAGCGGGAGCGACGGUGGAGAACGCGAAGAAGUAUAAUGGAAAUCUUUUGAAGCUGAUUGCGCAGAAGAAGGGGACGCCGUUGAAGCCGAACUGUGAGCUGAACGUGUUCGUGUUCGCGUUGUUUAACGAGAACAUGAAGCCCGGGCCGACGUCGGAGAGGAAUUACGGCUUGUUUAAGCCGGACGGAACGCCUGCGUAUUUGCUGGGGUUGAACGGAAGUACUGCUGUUGCGACCAAUACGAGCGGUGGAGGCUCGAACACCAAUACAGGUGGUACGGCGCCGCUGACGCCGUUGCCGCCGCAGGGAUCGUCGUCGGGUUACUUGUCUAUCUCGUCAGCUUCGGUGAGCGAACUGAAUGAACACUCUUGUUGUUGCUUUUCUAACGUGCGCGGGGUGCAGGUUUCAGUUGUGUUUUUUAUGCUGCGCAGUUUAGCACUUCACUUUUUUACUCCGUUCAGAUUUGUUUUGUGUUUAGAAGUAUACUCAUCGAUUGGGACAUUUGCUAAAUAUCGUAACUAGUGACGGAGAGUCGGACACCUUUCGGCUAACGGAAAGAAAACGACAGUCCAAUUAUUUGUCGUAUCAUUUUCUGGUAGUGCUAUUUUCCGAUGAAAAUAUAUAAACCUUCUUGCGUGUAAUGUUUUAAAAACUUCAAAAUUAAUUUAAAGAGUUAUUUGAGAUUUUUAAAAGUUGGUGCAUUUAAACAAAUGUGCACAAUAUAUUAGUAUGAAAAUAUAAAACACCUAACACAACUUUGUUCGGAGCCGUUCAGUGUACGAGAGUCGAUGCGUAUCAAACGGCUUUUGCCACAGCUGUGUAAAGAGUUGUGUUUUAAAUUGUUAUCUUAGGAUUGCUCGUGAAAAAAUUAUCUCUAAUUUUUUUUUUUUCGAGAGGGCAAGGUAUUCAUUUUUGUAGCAGCAGUUGAUUUUGUGGACGGGACAUUCUCAUUGAUUAUGGGAAACAUUCCCACUUAAGAUAAAGCCAACAUUAUUUAUGUCCAUUUAUCGGUUAAGAAGUUUGCUGAAACCUCAGGACUCGGGGAGCCUAUAGUGAGCUCCCUGUACUGCACCCGUUACUGCGUCAUCCGAUCGUCCGUUUCCGCAAUCGAUAAUUCAGAUUCACUGAAGCACUCUUACGGGUUAAAGUUAACUUUUAUCGGUAAGAAUUAACAACAUAUCUGAACUAUUGAUUGCCAAGAUGGACGCUUGGAUGCCGCAUUACAAGACACACUAUGGGGAGCUCAGGGUAUUGGGUUUUGUUUAAAAGCUAUGAUAGAUGUGAAGUGUGCAUUUUUCUUUCGAUAAAUUCCGAAAUUUUAGUCUCUUAUUUGCUCUGUAAAUACUAUGAUACCUAAUUAUUGGUUUGGUGUCCUCUUUCAUUUCAGGGGAAAUUACAUUUUGCCAUCAGUUGGUUCUUUUUGUGCCUUGUGGGGAUAAUAUCAUCAGUUGCCUUCUUGACAUAUUUCUGAGUUUAAAAGUUGCAUCACAUUCAAACGGGUUAGCUAGAUUGCUAUGGUGUGAAAAUCAUGGAAUAACAGGGAGCUUGGGAAUUAGGUAAAGGUAAUUUUCCCCCAUCUUUUUCCUUCUUUCCUUGUACGCCAUUACUGAUAUUCUUUGGUUCCAGCAAUCAUCCUUCUUUGUAUCUGGAUUGCAUUAAAAAUUGCCCGUAAAAGCACCGGAUGGAGUUGGACUUUGGCCCCCUUCCUCUCCUACCAGCUUUCACUUCUUCCUAGAUCAAACGGGCCCACUUGCUAAAGGGGGCGUUUGGUUGGUGCACUAUGGAAAAACGUUUUGAGGGUACUACUUUUUUUCUCCAUUGUAGGGCACUGAUGUGUUACUUUCUAUUCUUUAUUUCCAUUGUUUUGCAGGAUGGAGAUUAAGAUUGUGUAAACUUUUGUAAUAUUAGAUGGAAAGCUACCAGCUGAUCCCUCCCGUGUUAGUAAAAAUUCUUACUUUUGUGUGAGAAAUUUGGAUGACAUUUCAAUUUAUCUACGGAGUAUGUUUCCUUGUA